Molecule: messenger RNA, 2836 nt
Organism: Thamnophis sirtalis
Lineage: Eukaryota; Metazoa; Chordata; Lepidosauria; Squamata; Natricidae
Source: RefSeq, a predicted model, not a curated record
AUCAACGAAGAGAUCUCCGUCAAACACCUUCCUCCCACUGAACCAGAUCCUCACGUUGUGCGUAUUGGCUGGUCACUGGAUUCAUGUAGCACUCAGUUAGGUGAAGAGGCUUUCUCCUAUGGCUACGGAGGCACCGCAAAGAAAUCCACCAGUUCCAAGUUUGAAAAUUACGGUGAGACCUUUUCCGAGAACGACGUCAUCACUUGUCUCGUGGACUUCGAGUGUGGCGACGAUGUUGAAAUGUCCUUCAUGAAGAAUGGGAAGUGGCUAGGGGUGGCCUAUCAAGUACGGAAGGAGAAUUUGGGAGGGCAGGCCCUGUUCCCUCAUGUCCUGGCGAAGAACUGUGCCAUCGAGUUCAACUUCGGCCAAAGGGAAGACACCUUCUUUCCGGUUCCACCGGGAUUCACCUUCAUACAGCAUCUCCCGCUGUCCGAGAGAGUUCGGGGCACAAUUGGACCAAAGAACAAAAGGGAAUGUGAAAUCUUGAUGAUGGUGGGGUUGCCUGCCGCUGGGAAGACUACGUGGGCCAUUAAGCAUGCCGCAGCCAAUCCAGCCAAGAAGUAUAAUAUUUUGGGAACAAACGCCAUUAUGGACAAAAUGAGGGUAAGCGUUGGAGGCAGAGAACACCGGUUUCUCCCCGUCUGCUUCCUCAUUCGUGGUCGCUUCCUUCCAAGUCAAACUGAGAACAGCUCACUGUCUCUUUCAACAGAAAACCUAACCCCAACUAAUGGGAGCAAGGCUGCCCAAGAUUUUAACCAAGGCUCUGAAAAACCGGGGGACUUGGAUGCUGAAAGUGGCACCCCUAACGGAGAGGAGACCUCCAACGGCAAACGGUCACCUUCUUACAAUAAUGGGAAUUUUAAGUCCUCUGGUUCAAACGUGGUCCUUGAUAGUCCCAUGGAAGAGGAGGACUCUGCUCUGCUUGCCAUGUUUCACACCGUGGCUAACAGCCGCUUAGCGGUCCAGAGCCAACAGAAGGACGAACCAGAUUUUACACCAGCCCAGAAACUGGGGAUUUUACGGAAUUUAUACCACACCAAGCCUCUGGUCUUCCUGGAGCGCUUCCGAACGGUCCUGCGCGAAGAACAUUUGCCCUGUUUCCACCAUCUCUCUGGCAAUUAUGAGGCAGAUUUUUACUGCGCCGAGAUCCGCAAAGCAAAUCUGGGCAAAACCCUGCACACGAGGGUGAAGAACAAGCGCUACGCAGCUUUGCAACAACUCAUCAGAGGGUUUUCCCAUUCAGGCUUCAACCGAGGCGGCUACAACCAGAACCGCUGGGGGAGUGGGAACCGAGACAACAAUAACAACACCCGAGGCAGCUACAAUCAGAACAACCAACAGCAGAGCAGCUACAGCCCGGCACGUGACCAGAAUCCUUACAAGAGCAGCAGCAUUGCUCCUGCUCCCCCUCCUCCAGCCAUGGGCACUGCCACCAACCCCCCACCGGUGUCGUACAAUCAAGGAGCACAGCAAAGCUACAGCCAACCCUACAGCCCGCCUUCCAGCUACAGCCAGGGGGCCUACACUGCUCCCAGCUACAACUACGGAAGUUACGGCAGUUACAGCCAAAGUUACACCCAGCCUCCUCCUCCUCCUCCGCCAGCCCCAACCCCACCAGCCUACAGUCAGCCCAACUACAGCCAGUACCAACAGUACACCCAACAAUGGAAUCAAUACUAUCAAAACCAGGGUCAGUGGCCUCAGUACUACGGCAACUACGACUACGGGAGCUACACGGGCACCUCGCAGGGAGGCUCAAGCACACAGUGAUAGCUCGGGAGGGUGUUGUUCUGCCACCCCAGGGAAAAAGGAACAGCACAUCCUUCACAGUGACGGGCAUUUCUGAAUCUUGAGAGAGAGAGCGAGAGAGAGAGAUCCAGAAGAGGGAAGUUGGGCGUUUCCACCCACUUCCCCUCUCUAAGAGUUCUUGAGGAUGGUUGGGUUUUUACUUGUACAGCUAGGCAUGUUAUGUCCUUUCUACCAUCCUUCAUGAGGAAAGUUACAUGGUUCCUUGUCUCUCCUUGUUGAAGAUCAUUUAGCUCCCCCCCCCUUCUUUUUCUUCUUUUUAAGAUUUGUUUUAUUCCGUAAGAAGCUAGGGUCUUCUUCAGUGUUCAUAAAAUUGUACUUUUUUAAAAAUCCUUUUAGACCAGGACCCAUCCAGGUAUCUAAACUUCCUACAGAAGUUGGGCGGGGGGGGGCAGCAUUGGAAGGGGCUCAAGUAGGAUUUACCGCUAUUCUCUCCAGGGGUGUCUGCAGGGGGUGGUCCAGUUAAGAGAAGAGAGUAGUCACAGUGUGCAUUUAAAAAAAAAAAAGGAUAUGGGUCAUGUGGCUAUCCUGUUUGUGGACCGCAUCCUGCAGACUCCCUCCCAAAUUCUCCCCUUUCCACUCCGCCUCCACCCUAUCUGCUGGUGACUAUAAAUUCCACACCUUUGGGAAACUUCUUGCAGUUUGGUGUCACCUGUCUUUGAGGUGUUUUUUUUAUCUGUUUCUUUUCUCUUUUGCAAAGAACCAUUAAAACCGUAGGGGAGGAGAAAUGGCUAUCUUACAGUAAUUAUGAUUUUGUUUUUUGUUUUUUUUCAAAGAAAUAUUUUUUCCCCUGUAGCUUUUUACUGUGGGUCAGUAGCUGUUAAUAUUUUCAUCAAGAUAACAAUUCUGUUAGUUCAGUACAGGAGAGGAUUUUUUUUUUUAAAAAAAGGGGGAGAGAAUCAUCUUAAAUGUGUAACUUUUUAUACGACGUUUCAGUUUCUGUAACUCUGAACAUGCUUUGUGUUGAGUUGAAUUGUAACAGCUUUUUGUAUUUGGAGAAAAAAAGAAUGAAUAUUGAACUUUAAACUUG